Molecule: messenger RNA, 2277 nt
Organism: Glycine soja
Lineage: Eukaryota; Viridiplantae; Streptophyta; Magnoliopsida; Fabales; Fabaceae
Product: glycine-rich cell wall structural protein 1.8-like
Exons: 1
Coding region: 1-2277 (758 amino acids)
Source: RefSeq, a predicted model, not a curated record
AUGAUAAUCAUUGGGACAAUAGAAGGACGAAAAGUUCAAAAUUGUGGUAGUAUAAGAAAUGGUGGAGGAGCUGGGGGAGGCUUUAAUAGUGAUAAGAAUGGUAGUCAAAGUGGGGGGAGUGGAAACAAUAUUGGUAUAGGUGGAGGAGGAGGUGGAAGUGUUGGAGCAGGUGGAGGCCUAGGAGGAGGUGUUGGUGGAGGAGGUGCUAGAGCUGGUGGAGAUGUAGGUGCAGGAGGAAGUGUAGGUGUUGGUGGAGGUGGAGGAGGUGCCAUAGGUGGUGGAGGAGGAGCUGGAGGAGGAGGCACUGGAAUUGGUGAAGGUGCAGGAGGAGGUGGAGGUGUUGGUCUUGGCGCAGGUGGAGGUGUUGGUGGUGGUGGAAGUAUAGGUGCAGGAGGAGGUGGAGGUGCGGGUGCAAGAGGAGGUGUGGGAGGAGGUGGAGGUGUUGGUCUUGGCACAGGUGGAGGUGCUGGAAUUGGUGGAAGUGGAGGUGCAGGGGUUGGUGUCGGUGGUGGUGGAAGUGGAGGUACAGGAGAAGGUGGAGGUGCAGGGUUUGGUGCUGGUGCUGGAGGAGGUGUUGGUGGAAGUGGAGGUGCUGGUCUUGGAACAGGUGGAGGUGUUGGAGGAGGUGCUAGAUCUGGUGGAGAUGUAGGUGCAGGAGGAAAUGUAGGUGUUGGUGGAGGUGGAGGAGGAGCCAUAGGUGGUGGUGGAGGAGGAGGAGUUGGAGGUGGAGGAGGAGGUGCUGGAAUUGGUGGAGGUGGAGGUGCUGGUCUUGGUGCCGGAGGAGGCACUGGAAUUGGUGGAGGUGCAGGAGGAGGUGGAGGUGUUGGUCUUGGCGCAGGUGGAGGUGUUGGUGGUGGUGGAAGUAUAGGUGCAGGAGGAGGUGCUGGAAUUGGUGGAGGUGGAGGUGCUGGUCUUGGUGCAGGAGGAGGCACUGGAAUUGGUGGAGGUGCAGGAGGAAGUGGAGGUGCUGGUCUUGGCGCAGGUGGAGGUGUUGGUGGUGGUGGAAGUAUAGGUGUAGGAGGAGGUGGAGGUGCGGGUGCAAGAGGAGGUGUGGGAGGAGGUGGAGGUGUUGGUGGUGGUGGAAGUGUAGGUGCAGGAGGAGGUGCUGGAAUUGGUGGAGGUGGAGGUGUUGGUAGUGGUGGAAGUAUAGGUGGAGGUGGAGGUGUUGGUGGUGGUGGAAGUGUAGGUGCAGGAGGAGGUGCUGGAAUUGGUGGAGGUGGAGGUGCUGGUCUUGGUGCAGGAGGAGGCACUGGAAUUGGUGGAGGUGCAGGAGGAGGUGGAGGUGCUGGUCUUGGCGCAGGUGGAGGUGCUGGUGGUGGUGGAAGUAUAGGUGCAGGAGGAGGUGGAGGUGUUGGUGGUGGUGGAAGUGUAGGUGCAGGAGGAGGUGCUGGAAUUGGUGGAGGUGGAGGUGCUGGUCUUGGCACAGGUGGAGGUGUUGGUAGUGGUGGAAGUAUAGGUGCAGGUGGUGGUGGAGGUGGAGGUGUAGGUGCAGGAGGAGGUGGAGGUGCGGGUGCAAGAGGAGGUGUUGGUCUUGGCACAGGUGGAGGUGUUGGUGGUGGUGGAAGUGUAGGUGCUGGAAUUGGUGGAGGUGGAGGUGCUGGUCUUGGUGCAGGAGGAGGCAUUGGAAUUGGUGGAGGUGGAGGUGCUGGUCUCGGCGCAGGUGGAGGUGUUGGUGGUGGUGGAAGUAUAGGUGCAGGAGGAGGUGGAGGAGGUGUAGGUGCAGGAGGAGGUGGAGGUGUUGGUCUUGGCACAGGUGGAGGUGCUGGAAUUGGUGGAAGUAGAGGUGUAGGGGUUGGUGCCGGUGCUGGAGGAGGUGUUGGUGGAAGUGGAGGUGCUGGUCUUGGAACAGGUGGAGGUGCAGGUGGUGGUGGUGGAGGUGUAGGUGCAGGAGGAGGUGGAGGUGGAGGUGCGGGAGGAGGUGUAGGAGGAGGAGGAGGUGGAGGUGUUGGUGUCGAUGGAGGUGUGGGAAGAGGUGGAGGUGCAGGAGUAGGUGUCGGUGGUAGUGGAAGUGGAGGUGUUGGGGUUGGUGUUGGUGGUGGUGGAAAUGUAGGUGCACGAGGAGGUGGAGGCAGAAAUGUUGACACAGGUGGAGGUGCUGGAAUUGGUGGAGGUGGAAGUGCAGGGGUUGGUGCCGGUGGUGGUGGAAGUGUAGGUGCAGGAGGAGGUGGAGGUGCAAGGGUUGGUGCUAGUGAUGGAGGAAGUGCCAGAGUUGGUGGAGGUGUAAGUGCAGGAGGAGGGGCAGGAGUUGGUUCAAGUGGUGGAGGAGUGGGUGCAUGA